AUGCCGCCCUGGGCACACAACUCCUGGAUCUGCGUCUUCUCUAUCAUGCUCAUUAUAGCCGUCGGAGGAAACGCUAUAGUCAUAUGGAUUGUGAUCGCUCACAAGCGCAUGCGCACGGUGACCAACUACUUCCUCGUGAACCUGUCGCUGGCGGACCUCAUGAUGUCCGCGCUCAACUGCCUCUUCAACUUCAUCUACAUGCUCCACAGUGACUGGGUGUUCGGGCUGCAGUACUGCAAGAUCAGCAACUUCAUCGCGAACGUGACAGUGGCUGCCAGCGUGUUCACGCUCACGGGGAUAUCCUUCGACAGGUUCCAAGCGAUCGUGCGUCCGAUGCGGCCGCGCAUGUCCAAGACCUGCUCUCUGAUCGCGAUCGGCGGGAUCUGGCUCGGCGGGAUGGUGCUCGCCACGCCCUACCUGCUCUACUCCACCACCAAGGAAUACAAGUCAAGAGUUGGAGUGAAGACUGCCUGUCUGUUGGUUUGGCCAGAUGGCAUGCCCGAUGUCUCCAAAAUGGACUUCGUCUACCAAAUAGCGUUUUUCAUCGUGACGUACGCCGUGCCGAUGGUGGGGAUGUCGUUCUUCUACACCGCGAUGGGCAGAGAGCUGUGGGGAUCCAGGACCAUCGGAGAGCUCACGCAACGACAGCUCGAUUCUAUUAAAUCUAAGCGCAAGGUAGUGAAGAUGUUCAUCCUGGUGAUUGUGAUAUUCGGUAUCUGCUGGUUCCCGUACCACGGAUACUUCAUCUACACGCAUCUGGACUCCUCGAUCCUGUACUCCCGCUACGUGCAGCACGUCUACCUCGGCUUCUACUGGCUCGCCAUGUCUAACGCCAUGGUCAACCCCAUCAUAUACUACUGGAUGAACGCCAAGUUCAGGAGCUACUUCCGCAUGGCGAUCAUGUGCCGGUGGCUGGAGGUGAUGUGGAGGCGCCGCCACCCCCUGGACUCACCCCCCGAGUGUCCGUCCCAGUCCAACACUAGAUCCCGAUCAGGUUUUUACUCGUUAACCUACCGAGGAAUGCAGAGGAUCAAAAGGAAAUACAGCAGCCGGAUGGGCGCACCACACGCGUCGGAUCCGCAGCGACCCGCCCUCGCCGAGACUGUAUUCGCAUGCUAGCUGCAGGAAGUGUCCCGGCACCAACACCUACGACCCCUUCAUCCACGGGAGGAGAGUGUGAACGGGCCGGGGGAAGCCGCGCGCAGACCGAAGGACUGAA
Molecule: messenger RNA, 1219 nt
Organism: Bombyx mandarina (wild silkworm)
Lineage: Eukaryota; Metazoa; Arthropoda; Insecta; Lepidoptera; Bombycidae
Gene: NGR-A32
Product: neuropeptide receptor A32
Biological process (GO): G protein-coupled receptor signaling pathway
Cellular component (GO): plasma membrane
Molecular function (GO): tachykinin receptor activity
Source: RefSeq, a predicted model, not a curated record